Messenger RNA from Tetrahymena thermophila SB210, 1152 nucleotides. RefSeq names its product mRNA export factor, putative. Lineage: Eukaryota; Ciliophora; Oligohymenophorea; Hymenostomatida; Tetrahymenidae. The transcript has 2 exons. Gene Ontology annotation, biological process: RNA export from nucleus; transcription-dependent tethering of RNA polymerase II gene DNA at nuclear periphery. Gene Ontology annotation, cellular component: nuclear pore. The record is from RefSeq and is a predicted model, not a curated record. Gene Ontology annotation, molecular function: RNA binding; ubiquitin binding.
AUGAUGCAAAGAUUUUAAGGGUUUUAACUCAGCGAUAACGAUUCUUAAAAAGAAACUAUUACUUUAUCAUCAAAUAAUUAACAUUAAUAGCCUAAAGACACAAUAUCAUGUAUAAAAUGGAUUCCUUUACCAAACAACCACAUGUUUGUUUGCUCAACAUGGGGUGGUGAAUUAAUAUUCUAUUAAUGUGUAUUUUAGCAAUACCCUGUCCUUUAAAUGGUCAAUUACUUUGAAUAUACCCACCCUAUUGUGACAUGCUAAUGGAAAAGUGAUGCAUCAUGUGUUUUUUUUGCAGGAGGAGACGGUUCUUUAAUGUGUUACUAAAUAAAUAACAACAAAUAUAGCAAUCAAUAAGUCUUUUAGAUAGAUUAAUAUUAGCUUCCUGCUAUUGGUAUAUUUUAUGUUAAUCAAUAUGAUAUACUACUAGUAGUCAAUUGUGAAGGAGAAAUAGUACUUUAUAAUGCUUAAAAUUUUUAGAAUCCUCCUAUAAAAACAAAACUAGAUUUUCCAGCAAUAUGUUGUGAUUUCAAUUACCCUUUAGUUAUGAUUGGCUUAAUGGAAUAAAAAAUGGUUUUGUUUAACUUAGAUUCCUUGCUUAAGAAUAAUCAAUACAAAUUUGAGUAUAAAGAAUCUUAGUUAGGAAAGGGAUCUCCUCUAUAGUGUGUUGCAAUAUCUCCAGACAUGAAUGUAAUUGGACUUUCUUCUUUAGAUGGAAGAGGGAAUAUAUCUAAACUUAAAAAGAUAGAAUAGUACAACAUGCUUCCAACUUAUACUUCUGAUAACGUAAUAACAUUCAAAGGGCACAAAGAAGAUCGUACUCAGUAAUCAAGCUAUUAUAGAACUCCUCAAAAAUAUCAGGAUCUCUAUCCUAUUAAUCAAAUUGCCUUUAACAUAAAAAAUAAACACUUUCUAGCAACCUUAGGAGCUGAUGGAAAAAUUAUAUAUUGGGAUUAUGAUAGAAAAAAUAAAAUUGUUGAAUACCAAUUUUCUGGCAGAGCUAUAAGCACUGGAGCAAUUACAUUUGACGGAGAAUUUUUGGCAUUUGGGUUAGGAUAUGAUUGGAAUUAAGGAAUGUAAGGUAUAGGAGGAUAUCCUCCUUCAAUUCAUGUUUUAAGAAUUACUGAUAAAGAACUUUAUUAUAGAGGAAAUUGA